AUGUCUCAGAGAAAGUACGUCAAGAAGGUUGCGAUUGUUGGAGCAACCGGAACGGUUGGAUCAUUCAUCGUAGAAGAGCUUCUGAAGCUAGGGAAGCAUGAGAUUACUGCUAUCACACGUAAGAGCAGCUCGGCCGCUAAUUCCGUCCCUGAAGGGGUAAAGGUCGUCAAGGUGGACUACGACGAAGAAUCAACAUUGGUGAAUGGAUUAAAGGGUCAGAAUGCACUUAUUAUUACCAUGGACACGAGGGCUUCCCCAGAUACGCAGUCAAAGCUUAUUCGUGCUGCCGCCGCUGCUAACGUACCUUUCGUAUUACCCAAUGAAUGGGGAUGCGACAUGGCAGACGAAGCCUUGGGAAAAGACGUCCUCAUAGGGGAUAUUGAACUUUCCUCGCGAAAUUUAGUCGAGGAGUUAGGCAAGAGUUCAUGGAUAGGUGUGGUAACGGGGUUUUGGUACGAGUAUAGCCUCGGCUUUGGAAAAGAAACGUACGGUAUGGAGUGGAAGACACGGACUUGGACAUUUUUCGAUAACGGCGAAACCAAGAUGAACACCACUACCUGGCCGCAGGUAGGAAGAGCCGUAGCCAAGCUACUCUCUUUGCCAAUUGAACCUGAGAAGAAAGGGGUCCCGAACUUGUCGAGUUACAAGAACAAGUUUGUAUACGUGUCUUCAUUCCAUCUUAGCCAAAAAGACAUGUUCGCCGCUGUUCUCCAUGCUACAGGGACCAAAGAGUCGGACUGGAAAAUCGAGUACGAGGAAAGCGAUAAGCGUUUCCAAGACGCGAGAAAACGACUGUUUGGUGGCGAGACGCUAGCCUACCCUCAACUUCUCUACAGUAGAGUCUUUCGGGACGGCUGUAACGACUUCGAGGGUAAAUAUGGAACCGUUGCUAACGAUGUCCUGGGUCUUCCCGAAGAGGAUCUUUAUGAGGCCACUAAGCGUGCUAUUGACCGUGCGGAAAAGGGUCUCAAGUACCACCAAACAAGGCACCAAGAUAGGCACAAUUGA
Messenger RNA from Daldinia loculata, 1008 nucleotides. Its product is annotated as NAD(P)-binding protein. The transcript is spliced from 3 exons. Gene Ontology annotation, molecular function: oxidoreductase activity. Bases 1 to 1008 code for a protein of 335 amino acids. Lineage: Eukaryota; Fungi; Ascomycota; Sordariomycetes; Xylariales; Hypoxylaceae. The record is from RefSeq and is a predicted model, not a curated record.